This is a messenger RNA of Trypanosoma theileri, 2130 nucleotides long. RefSeq lists its product as uncharacterized. The record is from RefSeq and is a predicted model, not a curated record. The transcript has a single exon. Gene Ontology annotation, molecular function: protein binding. Lineage: Eukaryota; Euglenozoa; Kinetoplastea; Trypanosomatida; Trypanosomatidae. The coding region runs from base 1 to 2130 and encodes 709 amino acids.
AUGUGGUCAUUGCGAAAUGUGUUUUCAUUGACGGCUCUGCCGGACUGUGGCGCUGCUGCGGCGGCCAUCACCCCGCCGGACUUUCCUCGUUCCAUCCCACAGGGAUCCCCCAUGCAAGAAAAUAAUAAUAAUAAUAAUAAUAACAGUAGUAAAGAAAGAGGAGAGGAUAAUAAGAAAAGUGAGGAGGUGCACUUCAUUGCAUCUCUCACGUACGCUCUCAUCCCGGCCGUUACUCGUGAGGAGGCGGCUGUUGUUUUGUCGUGGGCGCUGGACGGCAAAUGUGUGGAUGGGCGAGCAGCAGCAGCGGCCCUCACACAGGUGGAAUACUUCUUCGCAGGAACAGACAAUGGGCAGCUGUGCAUGUUUCCACUCUUCCCAUGCGACCUUCGCCCAUUUCUCACAAACACAAUCAUCACAGAACCCGAUGCUUCUUUACCGCAGGAGUCAUCAUCAUCAUCAACAAGUAAAAAUAUAAAAACACCAGCAUUUAAUGGGAAAACAGGAAGACGUCGACUAUUGCAUCUUCAUGGAUGUGAGGAGCCAGUGGUGUCAGCGGCGGUGCUUGGUAACGUUAUUGCCUCUGUGGCUACAGAUGCAUAUAUGCAUUUAAGUUUUUUCCACCCAACACCACGGCAUGUUGUCAGCAUCGCACACCCUUCACCACUGCGUUGUGUACUUUUGUGGGAUGGGAGUAUUUUUGUAAAUCGCGAAGACGAUGCGCAGCGGCGAUCUGAGAUUUCAGAAGCAGAGGCUUCUGUCGUGUAUGUUAUUACAGGAGAUGAGAGUGGUGUGGCCCGCAUCUGGCGGGUGAAUGUGGAUUACAGCACGUACUUUCUUAUUGCUGUGUUUGCCAUUUCUACACCCACCGGCUGUGUUGGUUUUGCCUCUCCACUGCAUUAUCUUUCUCGUGAGGAUCGUGACGCACGACCGGCCGUAACGCGACAAACUAAAAUAAUUCACUGUCUGGCCAUUGAUGAUGAUCAGCGGCUGCUCGCCGGUGUGGAAGGGGGUGUAGUUGUCUGGUCCCUCGCAGCACUCCCAUGGAAACAACAGGAGGAAGAUCAUUUAUUUUGUUAUGAUGAUAAUGGAAAGAAUGACGAACAAGGACCGCAAGAGCAGACAGUUGUUACCGCAAGGUUACGCUUUCGUGCGGAGCGGUUGAUGGAUAUGAGUGUUUGGGUAAAGGGAAGAAAACUAUUACGAGAAGCUUUACACAGUGAAGAUUCAAAUGGGAUUGCCGAAUGUGAUGAGGAUGAGGAUAAUAAUAAUAAUAGAGAUGGUAAUAAUGACAAUGGAAGCCGCCUUCCUUCUACAGUGAUUCGAAGAAGUAAGUGGAAGCCCAAGUACGAUACACACGUGGCGAAUGGCUUCGAUGUGGGUGUGGUGAGCAACAUGGUAAUAGUCCCAUCACAUUUGGUGAAUGGCGCCUCCGCUGCCCAGUUCCUGCAUGAAGCCUCUGUGCCUAUUAUAUUUCCAUCCCUUAAAAACACAGUUCACUUCCCACUCUCUGUAGUGGAGCCAGUAUUCACCCCACUGCAGAUUCUCUCUACCACCGGUAGUUCAUGCUUUGCCAUUCUCAUUUUACAAAACGGUAAACGUAUUGUUACGAGUGGCUCCGACAGUCGAGUUGUACUGUGGCAAUGGGACGCCGCUGCAGGAAAUUACAUCAUGACACUCGCAUCGGAGGAAAUGGAAGGCCAUCGUGUGUUGGGACGACACCUUUGUCUUUUAAGAUCACCGGAUAUUUUUAUCUCAUGUGGAUAUGAUGGUGCUGAGGUACAUGAAUGGCAUGUGUAUGAUGAACCAGAAUUGAUGAUGCGUUGCGAACGACGCUUCUCUGUACGUUAUAUUAACCCGGAUACAAGAGAUAUCUCAACAAGUCAUACAUCCUCAACCAUAAAGUUGGAGGAUAAUAAUAAUAAUAAUAUUAAAGAGAAGGAUACUGUUUCGGGUAUUGCGUGUGCUAUUACAUUUCCAACAUUCUAUGCUUUCUUUGUUGUUGGACUAUUUGAGUGUACUAUUCAGACCUUUGGUCUCUCUGAGGUACAGGGUUGUACGCCUCCAGAAGACUAUGUUUAUAAUGGAUUUAAGACUGUACGUGUAGUACUGCCAGCUAAAUCAGAUAGCUGA